Messenger RNA from Anthonomus grandis grandis, 3138 nucleotides. RefSeq names its product IDLSRF-like peptide. The transcript is spliced from 4 exons. The record is from RefSeq and is a predicted model, not a curated record. NCBI's taxonomy places the organism in Eukaryota, Metazoa, Arthropoda, Insecta, Coleoptera, Curculionidae. Bases 99 to 713 code for a protein of 204 amino acids. Gene Ontology annotation, molecular function: protein binding.
GCACGGAGCCGCAGUGGCAGCAGUAAAGUAGUCAGUCGGUAGUCGGUUGCGAUCUGUUGAGCAGGAAAAGGUAAGCAGCAGGCAAGAGGGUAAGCAGGAUGGCACGGCCGAUGCUUGCGUCGCCUCAUCCUCUCCUCUUAGUCCUCGUUUUUUUAACGGUGGUCGCAGCCUUCCCUAACGCCGUUAUGGCCAUCGAUCUAAGCCGACUCUAUGGUCACAUUAGCUCUAAACGUGGUGAUGCAUGUCACCCUUAUGAACCCUUUAAAUGUCCUGGAGAUGGAAAUUGCAUAUCAAUUCAGUAUUUGUGUGAUGGAGCACCCGAUUGCCUUGAUGGAUACGACGAGGAUUCCAGGUUAUGUACAGCAGCAAAACGUCCUCCAGUAGAAGAAACUGGAAGUUUCCUAAAGUCGCUUCUAGCCAGCCAUGGACCGAAUUAUUUGGAGAAAUUAUUUGGUAGUAAGGCAAGAGAUGCCCUUAAGCCACUUGGUGGCGUUGAUAAAGUUGCUAUCGCUUUAUCAGAAUCUCAAACGAUUGAAGACUUCGGAGCAGCACUUCACUUAAUGCGAUCCGACCUGGAGCAUCUGCGCUCCGUAUUCAUGGCAGUAGAAAACGGGGAUUUAGGAAUGCUGAAAUCCCUCGGGAUUAAAGACUCCGAACUGGGAGACGUGAAGUUUUUCCUGGAGAAGUUGGUUAAUACCGGAUUUCUGGAUUGAGGUUGGCCUGACCCUGCUGCUGAAGUUGUUGUUUAUGCCCAUCCCCAACCUCACAUGCCUUUGAGCAAACACUUUUACUCCUACCUCCCUUAUUAAAAGAAGCAAUUUUCGGUUCGUUAGUAAAUGUAAUAAAUUGUUUUCAUGAUUAUGAAAGUGAUUUAUUGCAAAUUGUAACAGUUCAGGCAGUGACCAGUUUAGUUGGGCACCAAAAACAGACAGCUGGAGUGAACUUGGGCUAAGACUGUUGUACAUUUUUUGAGCCAAUUGCAGGGUAAGGAAAUAAAGAAAACUGUACACUAUAAUUAUCUGCUUUGGUGGAGCAACAAUAUUAUUGGUCACAGACCUUUCUCUCUCUUUCUCCCCCUAACUCCUUGUCAGCAGCAGUGUCAGUUUUAAGAUUUCCGUCCCUUUAUUUUUGAAAUUUUUGAAGGGAUUCACCCCUCGUAACUUAAUUGUUAAUAACAUAAAUUAGGUUUAGGUAUAAACAUAUCAGACGUCAAAUGUGGCAAAUAUCCAAUGUCACAUUUACGGCAAGUAUCGAUAAACAUAUCAUACGUACGUGUUAAAAAGCAUAUCACUUAUUUAUACAUAAUAUAAAAUAUAAUAUAUUAUUACUUACUCGUGUAUUUUUGGAUUUUUGUCUUCUAUUGAUAGGUUUUUCUUAGAAGAUAUUUUUGACAAAAAGGUUUUUUAGAAUCGAACUUAGACUGUAGCAGGACGCUCGACGAGCAUAUAUAGAUCAAUAGAAGACUACAUUUUAUUGAUUCUUUAUAGGUAAUCAAUCGAAGUAUAGAUGUUAUUUAUGUGUCAUUUAAUCUUUGACUCCCAAUACAAUUACUGUGGCACAAUAAAGCACUUUAUUGCACCCUUAGAAUUAAAUCUAUAUUAAUAAAUUAAAUAACAGUCCAUGACUAAAUCUUUCUUAAAUAAGGUCAAACAAGCUGCAAAGAUCUAUACAGGGUAUUCUGAGGUCACUUUUAUAAAGAUUCUCAAAAGCUUCAUAAAGAGUUUGUAAAAAACCUGUAUAGUAUUACUUUUAUUAACGUUAAAGCUUAUGCAAGUAAUAUUUUUUGACCUUAUUAUAUACAAAGUGCCGCAUUUUAUGAAGAUAAAAAAGCCAAUUUAACCAUAGAUUUUGAUCAAUUAAUUGGAAUUAAUUAUAUUUACUCAAAACCAAACCUCUAUAUACGUUUUAAACCAGUAAUAAAAAAUGAUUUACACUGAUUAAUCUAAUUUGGCUUUAGAUUCUUGUUGGGCGCCAAAAAGUUGCCACUGGCUAGAAAACAUAUAUCUGAAAUGAUUUUAGUUAUAUCUAUGGUUAAAACUUGGCAAACCUACUAAACAUUUCAAGAUUCUUCCUGGAUUUGAGGCACUCACGACUGAGAAAAAAACGUCUAAAUCAAUAGGUUAAGUGAAUACUAAAAAAGUAUUUGUUGAAAACGGUGCAGGUCAGCAAUUCCCCUUAGUUUUCCCUCUGACCCGUUGAUAAAGAACAAAGAAACAUUCGAUGCCAAGAAAAAAUAACAUGGAUGUAUUGCACCAAUAUUUAGGGCCUAAGAUUCCUAUAAUAGUCUGGCUAGAUUCUGUAUUUUUGUGAUCGAUGUCAAUAUUUUAAUUAUUGAGUCAAGACACGUCAUUCGCCGAGAUAACGACCUGAUAUAUUAACACCCGAUGGCGAAUGGGGUGUGCUUGCCUCGAAAUUUUUAACCAGAGCACAAUCAUACUAAUGUGUACCGCACUAAAUGUGAAAUUAGUCUUGAAAGAAUAUACAUUAUUUAUCUUUGUAAAAGUAUUAUAUCUAUAUGUAUUUUGAAUUCUAUUUGUAUAGGUUAAAAGAUUCUUAAGGGAGCUUUUAGCAACCCUCUAAAAAUAUAUUUUUUCAAUUAACCUAAAAAAAAACAAUCGGCCUGGACACAUUUAAUCAGAAUUUUUAUUAUGUGCCUAAUCAUUUUCUUUUGUAUAACAUUAUUAUAGGUUGAUUAAAGAAGAACCCUUUAGGUCUGUACUUUUACUUCACGGGGGUGUCUUAAGCUGCUUUUAAGACUGAUCAUUUGUCAAGAUAACGACCUUUACCAUCUUCAUGACACCUGACCUUUCUGAACCUUUUACACCCUUUUGACGUAAACUUUUACGACAGACCUAAGGGGGGCUUUUAUUUACGCUAAAGUUAUGUUUGGAUGCCCCUCUUUAUUCAUCUUUUAGACGACCAGUUUUUGUAUUAAGUACCUAUAUACAUACAUAUCACACAAUUUUGUAACUUUGUAAGUACUGAUAUUAAAGAAAAAAAUAUUAUUAUGUAUAGGCCAGUUUAGUUAAGACUUGGGUUCUGUCGUGAUUAGAAUUCGGGUUUUGAAUGAAUGGGUCAAAAAUAAUUUAUUAUAAAGUGAAUUUUCUUAUAAUAAUAAACGUAAUUCAGAAAACGUAA